AAGCGACUGUUUUUGUUUAUCUCCCAAUGCCAAGUUCUAGGCUUGUUUACUUCUCCCGCUAAUUUCCGAGCUGCGGCGAUAAGCCGUAGGUGAUGAGAACGCUAUAGACCAGAUGCUCUCAGGUCUGUCUAUCAUCAAACCUCUGAGCUGCGCAUUUUAGUCUAUUCCUAAACGCCAAGAUGAGAUCUUCGAGAAUCACUGAGUGGAGUGCGCUUCUAACACUGCUAUUGUAUGGCAUCCAGCUUUUCGGGGUGACUGGAGUCCCCCCGAGAAACAAGCCGGGUUAUCGAGACGAGCAAAUAGUGCGCCAACGGAUGUCCUCGGAUAUGCAAAGGUAUAUGAACCUGAGUGCGGAUCCCUGCACGGAUUUCUUUGAGUUCGCCUGCGGCAACUGGGGAGAGUAUCACAGCCUGUACACCGCCCAAGAACUAAUGGAGAACCGUAUCUCGGAACAGUUGCAGCAGCUUCUCACGGAACCGUUGCCACCGCAGCAUCAUCCAAACGGCUACAGUGGCCAAAGUUUAGCGAAUGUGAGGAAAGUUCGUGCAUUUUACGAAUCCUGUGUAGCCGUGGAGGGAAAUGCUUCCGAACGACGCCGCUUCCUGAUGAAGAUCCUCCAGGACAAUGGAGGAUUGCGCAAUGUUGAGAACUCCCAUUGGCAACAUAACCGCCAGUGGCUACAAACUCUUGCCGAAUUGAGAAGGAAAUACGGAUUGGAUAUACUUUUGGGACUGGAAAUCGACCAGAGCCUGCAGCAGGCGAAGAGUAACAGCAUAUACUUUGGGGAGCCCAAGCUCACCAUUAUUCCGGAAGAGCACUGUAAUGCUUUUGUCACCCACGGAGUUCGGGUGAAGGAUGAGAUAUAUGAGAAGGUGCAGGAACAGGUGGCGGAAAACAUGCAGGAUUGGUUUGCCAUGGACUCUGGUGAGGCGUGUCGUUUUGGGGGAGACAUAGUGCGUUUUGAAUUUGAACUCUGCAAGGGAAUACGAGUGGAAGAUAUUCAAGAGCCCGAAGAUGAAUUGCCCAGAGCACUUUCCCUUUACGGAGCUCGGUCUCGAACUGCUCAGAGACAAUUAAACCGACGAAAGGAGGGAAUGACCCUCAUCGAUCUCACCAACGAAAUGGGUAAUCUGUUGGAUUUUAAAUUAUUUGUGGAGAUAAUCUUGGAGAACCUAUACACGGGUCAAGUCUACCUUAAGUCACCGGAAUAUAUAAAGCAUCUUAUAAGGACUGUGAGGUCCAACAACCACAUAACUCUUAGUUGGUACAUUAUCUACGUAGCACUCAACGAGCUCAACCAGCCACCGGAAGAACCUCCUUCGCAGCGCGCUCGCCAGUGCGUCCAAAUCACGCAGCAUCUCUUUCCCCAAAUUCUGGGCGAGAUGUUCCAGCGUCAGGUGCAGCGAGACAAUGCCAAACAUGACGUAGAUGCAGUUUUUAGUGAUGUGGUCAAAGCUUUUGAGCAGCAAAUGCAUGCGGAGUGGCUAGAAGAGAGCGAUCGAAGGGCGGCCAGGACCAGGCUGUCGCAAUAUCGAGUUAUUUUUCCAAAUUACAAGAAUUUGGAUCUCUCCGACUUGCAGUUCCACAAACGGCAGGACUACUGGAGCCGUUUAGAGAAUGUUCUUAAAUAUCGAUCCGACCAGCAGUUUGAAAGAUUAAGGGAACUUGAUAAUGGUCCGAGCUUGGAUGGUCUCUUAGAUGCCUUCGAAGUACGUACUUCGUUGUCUGUACGCCAGCAGGCCAUUCUAGUUGGAUGGGGUCUACUCCAGCAUCCUUACUACAACUACUACUAUCCCAAAGCCCUCAAAUACGCCUUGUUGGGUCAGCGUUUGGCCAGUACCUUGGUCCAGGCUUUUGUCGACGAGGGAUUGAACCAGUGGAAUGAGCUGACCUUGGCGGGAUAUCGAAACGCCAGCGAAUGCCAGCGGGCCCAGUACAGUAACUACUUGUACAAUGAACCAGGAGAGUUCCGGAGCGACACAAGGCUUAGGGAAAUUAUAGCAGAGGGCAGUGGUCUCAACAUUGCUUUCAAGGCCUAUUUGGAAUGGUUGGAGCAGCAGGACUACAGACCAAAUCCAAUCCUGAUGAAGGAAACUCUUCCCCAGCUGAACUUCAACAACACGCAGUUGUUCUUUCUCUACUUUGCGCAGUCACGGUGCUCGGCGAAGGACAACCAGGAAGCCAUCCUGAACUCGAUGCCCCUGAUGCAACACACACCGGAGCGUUGGGACGUGAAUGGGCCACUGAGCAACAAUGCGGAGUUCGGACGGGAGUUUGGCUGUGCUCUGGGCACACCGAUGAACAACGGGGAUAAGUGUUUGGUUUACUAAUGACCAUGCAACGGAAAUAAAAUACUUGAAAAGUAA
Messenger RNA from Drosophila kikkawai, 2366 nucleotides. Its product is annotated as endothelin-converting enzyme homolog. Gene Ontology annotation, cellular component: plasma membrane. Lineage: Eukaryota; Metazoa; Arthropoda; Insecta; Diptera; Drosophilidae. Gene Ontology annotation, biological process: proteolysis. Gene Ontology annotation, molecular function: metalloendopeptidase activity. The record is from RefSeq and is a predicted model, not a curated record.